AUUGCAAGCAUCAAAAGGGGAAAAUGGAGGCAUGACGUCAUCGUGUGUGUGUCCUUGGAUGGCGAGGAUAUAAAUUGAAGGGUUCCGCGUUGACAGUCCUACCAAAAAUCGUCUUCAUCCAUACGCUUCAGCUCGAGUGGAACAGCGGGAGAAUGUGUCCUACUUGGUCAUUGGUGGCGGCGCUGCUGGUGGGCGUGGCCACGGGAUCUGCCAGUCAGUACUGGGAGAAUCCCAAUUGUCAGGAGGUCCAGUCAGAGAACAGCGCGAUGGACUACAUGCAGCUGUCCCGUGCCGACCUCAGUGCCGAGAGGCCGCUGGUCCCGGGUGACGCUCACCUGCAACUGGUCUCUCCUGAGUCUCCGCCUCCUUUGCCUCUUUCCAAGCGUUCCUACUCCAUGGAGCAUUUCCGCUGGGGGAAGCCGGUGGGCGUCAAGCGCCGCCCCAUCAAAGUGUACAUCGCCAACGAUGUGGGAGAGGAGUCCAAGCAGGUUUUGAGGAGGCGAGAGCCGGCCGAGGAUGAGCAGCCGGAGGAGGAUGAGCAGCAUCUCUCAGGGGGGGUCUACCAGAAGAAAGACGGCGCCUAUAAGAUGAAGCACUUCCGCUGGGGCUCCCCGCCGGCCGCCAAACGCUACGGCGGCUUCAUGAAAGGCUGGGAUGAGCACAGCCAGAGGCCGCUGAUCGCGCUCUUCAAAAAUGUCAUCAACAAAGACGGCGAGCAACACGAGUGAUGAUGUGAGGCGCUUUACUUUGUGUCAAAUUCAACUGAAAUCUCAGAUUUUUCUCAAGAAUAUAAAAUACUGUAUUGUCUAUUUUUAGGGCUGUCAAAUGAUUACAAAUGGUAAUCAAAUGAAUUAAGCAUGAUUAAUCAGCAUUACGUCUGACAUAUGCUACCAUUAUGGUUAUUGAAAGAAAUAUAAAAGACAUGACAGGAUGAUACUGGAUGUAUUAACCAAAUAAAGUGGAAAUUUAACUCAAACGAAAA
This is a messenger RNA of Doryrhamphus excisus (bluestripe pipefish), 982 nucleotides long. It is a transcript of the gene pomca, whose product is annotated as proopiomelanocortin a. Gene Ontology annotation, cellular component: extracellular region. Gene Ontology annotation, molecular function: neuropeptide hormone activity. NCBI's taxonomy places the organism in Eukaryota, Metazoa, Chordata, Actinopteri, Syngnathiformes, Syngnathidae. The record is from RefSeq and is a predicted model, not a curated record. Gene Ontology annotation, biological process: neuropeptide signaling pathway.